Messenger RNA from Echinops telfairi (small Madagascar hedgehog), 1682 nucleotides. Its product is annotated as translation machinery-associated protein 7-like. NCBI's taxonomy places the organism in Eukaryota, Metazoa, Chordata, Mammalia, Afrosoricida, Tenrecidae. Bases 1 to 204 code for a protein of 67 amino acids. The transcript has 2 exons. The record is from RefSeq and is a predicted model, not a curated record.
AUGACCGGGUGCCAGUCAGGCCGCGAAGGUGGCAAGAAGCCCCUGAAACAACCCAAGAAGCAGAACAAGGAGAUGGAUGAGGAAGAUACGGCUUUCAAGCAGAAACAGAAGGAAGAACAAAAGAAACUGGAGGAGCUAAAGGCGAAGGCCGCGGGGAAGGGGCCCCUGGCCACCGGCGGAAUUAAGGAAUCUGGCAAAAAGUAAGAUGUUCUUGGUGACUGAGGCAAUGAUGACCCUUGAUUCCGUUCCUGUGUAAACAUCUGGAUUCCCUGCUAUAACAUUUGUUGCCACUUAGAAUGAAAUGUUGUCUUGGAGCCUGCUGACACUUAAGAAUAAACUUUUGUAAAAAAGAAGAAAAAUCACACAAUGUUUAGUUCUUCUCACUCAGCCAUUUCUGUCUUAGCUGUGAGAUCAGAGUGAGCCCAGUCCAGAACCUGCCAGGGCUGCUCCUCAGUCUUUGUGAUGCCCAGCAUUCUGGACCAUCUGGAAUUCAAGCAACUCAUUUGAAAUUAAAAAAAAGAAUCUAGAAAUGUUCUGCUAACAAAUCACACAUGAGGUGGGUUUUUGCCUUUGCUGAGUAGCCUGAAAGAGGGUGGAUGUUGGAACCCAAGGCUCUUUUCUAAUGUGGCUGGACAGAAAGGCCCCUGAUGAGAUUGCCAUCGAAUGUGGCUCCAGCGUGGGCUUUUUCCGGAGCGUGCCCGCGCAUGGAGAAGAGGAUUCAAAUGAAUGCUGUUCUUUUUCUGUGAAGUUGCAGCCAUAAUCCAGAGCCGUGCCACAUAAAGGAAACUGCAUCCCUGAAAAACAAGAAGCCCAACUCGGCUUCUCAUAAAAAUCAUAUGCAAUGCAUGUCAUAGACAUGCCACCCUGGGGAUUUAGGACUCUCCGUCUCUGGAAGGAAAUACACCCCCUCUUCCUUAUUGACAGGUUAGCUUACAAGGACUAAGCACCGAGCAUAAAUUGGAGUUAGGGGGAAGUGGAGGAUGACCACAUUAUUACAGGAUGGCCAAACCAAGAAUCAUAGCUCAGUCAAGUUGACACAUGACCUUAGCCCUCACAGCCAGCAUUACUCUUAUCUAAAGCCUCAGCGCGUGUAACUUGUAGGCAUUUGUCAUUAAAACACACAAUAGCCAGAUAGUAGAUUAUGUUGUGUAGUAAAUGCAGAAUGUUGCGUUAACAAGAGAGUUGCCAAGUGGGAGUAGGUCUAGAGGUAUGUAUCCUGGACUGAUGCCUUUGGAGGCCAGACAAUGGAUCUAUUUAGGCCUGUGUUAGUUUGUUACAGCCAAAUGAAAAUGCCAAUAGGAUAAAGAUGAGGCUGUCUGCCCCUGUGAAGAUUUACAAUCUCAAAACCCCACCGAAAGUUUUUCUCUGGGUUGCUGUGAGUCAGUAGUGGGUAUACAAAAUGCAAAAUGAUGGCAAGUUAUAUGAGCUCAUUUUUGCCCCAAUGGGAUGCUAAGUACACAUGUGAUUUUUUUAAAUCAUGAAAUGUAUUUUCAUGAAAUCCUUAGUACAAUUAAUUUUUUCCAUGAGUCAGCAUUCUCCUAUAACAGGUCUAUUUAAAGUAGAUUCUAUCUAUAUAUUUUUAUGUACCUUUUAACAUUACAUGGUUAAUGUUCCUUUCUUUCCUUUUUUUCUUCCUUGGUUUGUCCCUUUUCUCUUUCCCUCUCAUCCUUUUUUUUCUUAUC